AUGGCGAGCUUACUGGAAGAAACUCUGUUUGAGAUCAGUGGGCAAGGUCCUGCACCUAUGAAGGACUAUUUCCACUUUGCAAUAACAAAAUCUCAGGUAAUUUGGAGCUGGUGGAAGAUAUCAUUGAGAUCAGACUGCAGGAAUACACCACCGGGACAACUAAGAGAAUUUCAUGAAGACUUCUUAGAAGACAGUCGUCUCCAAAAUCAAGUGGCCACGGUAUUUGGUCUUCACAUCUUGCAAUACUCCAAAAAUUUAUGCCAGGGCCACUAUGAUUACAUUGUGCGUCUCCCCAAUGCUUUACUUUUCAACAUCAUGGAACAUCUGGACCUUGAAGACAUCUCAGUCGUUUCACGCACCUGCCGUAGGUUUAGAAAACUUUGUAACUCCGAGGAGUUCUGGGAGCAGACCGUGAGGAAGCAUUGUGACACUGUGUCACCAACAGUGGAGGCUUUAGCUAAGGAGGUUGGCUGGAGGACAGUUUUCUUCACCAACAAGCUGCAGCUGCAGAUGCAGAUUAGUCGACGGAAGCAGAAGGAGAGUCAGCCCUGCGAGGAUAAAAACGAGCCAAGUCUCUCUUCGGUACCUUUGGAGUAAACGAUUGAAGACUGUGAACAAAGCCUUUUUUAAGUCUAAGGCUUCAUUUUUCAAAAAUAUCAUUUUUGCCUUCAUUGAAGAUUCAUUUUUGCGAAUGGUGUGCAUGCACUGACUUUGUUGUACAUCUGACAGACUGUUGCAUUUCUUCAAAUCUAAAAUGUUUUUAAACCAAUGAAAAAAAACCCUCUUAUAAUACCUCAAAUAUAGAACUUGAUUGAUAUAUUGUUGCAAACAAACAGUCUUGUUUUGUUCGUAAAAAGUAAUAGCACAUUUCAAUGAUAUGUCCUACUGUAUAUUUAUACAUUUUACUAAUUAAUACAAACACUGAAACAAAAUACUAUUUAGGCAAGUUUUUAAAAAAUCCAAUCCAAUAUUUUCACAGCUCAUCUGUAACUGGAUUCCUUUGAAUCAUAGCCAGAUAACCAUGGCAAUUCAUAAUUACCUUCAGCAGUCGUUAAAACCUGUCAAAACCAAUCAUAUCUCGAACAUUCUCAGCUGUUGGAGAAGGGCCAAUUUAUCACUUCACCUCUCCUUGAUAAUUUUAAAUAACAGUAUGCUUGAGAUAAUAACACUUGAGUUAUUUAUGAGCGUGCGGUU
Messenger RNA from Puntigrus tetrazona (Sumatra barb), 1194 nucleotides. RefSeq names its product F-box protein 36b (gene fbxo36b). The transcript has 4 exons. The record is from RefSeq and is a predicted model, not a curated record. Bases 1 to 597 code for a protein of 198 amino acids. Gene Ontology annotation, molecular function: protein binding. Lineage: Eukaryota; Metazoa; Chordata; Actinopteri; Cypriniformes; Cyprinidae.